AUGCCCGCCAUGUUGCGUUCAGAAAGCCCUGAGCUUCUCUCCCCAGCCAACUAUGAUGGCGAUGCGGCCUCACUACUCUCCCCCUCCGAGCAAGACUCCGAUUCUGAGGACGAUGAGUUCCUUCGUCAUCCCCGCAGCACCCUAGAGCUCGCCAAUCACGACCGAGGCGUUCUCGACGACGAAGAUGAGUUGGAGAAGCUGUUGACCAGACGCGGUCCAACUCAUGGGUUACGCAGGAUGUUCAGCCCGAACGGGAGCAGUGUGCGGAUUGGGAAAAAAGAACGGCGACGAGCGCGAAAGGAGGCACGACUAUCGCGUCGAGCGAGGGUCAGCGAGGAAGGGGAGUUGAUGUAUGAGAUGGAAGAAGGGCUUGGUGACGAUGAAUCAGUGAUGAGCGGGUCUUCAAUAGAUCUGAGUGAAGAUGACUACAUCUAUGAGCCGCCAUCACAACUAUCUUGCCUUAAAUGUCUAUUGAUAGUCGCUCUUGUUCUUGUCCUGUUCCUUAUCCUCGUCCUCGGCGCCUACAAAGCCUCCACGGGUUUCCGAGCUGUCCAUGCACUCUCGGUCUCGAAACCACUACUGUCCAACGGCACCGCACUUUUUGCCCCCACGACUAUCCUCAUUUCCUUGGAUGGAUUUCGAGCGGAUUUUCUCGAUCGCGGUCUGACUCCAGCGCUCAGCUCACUGGUGGCCGACGGCAUCUCGCCGCAAUACAUGAACCCUAGCUUUCCCAGCGUGACCUUCCCGAAUCAUUUUACACUUGUCACUGGGCUGUAUCCUGAAAGCCAUGGUAUUGUCGGCAAUACAUUUUGGGAUCCUGAGCUGGAGGAAGAGUUCUACUAUACGCACCCAUCAGUCAGUAUGCUGCCCAAAUGGUGGAAUGCUGAACCGCUAUGGGUGACAGCUGAGAAGAGAGGCGUGAAAAGUGGCAUUCACAUGUGGCCCGGAUCAGAGGCUCACAUCGGAACCCCAGAGCCAACCUAUGUGGAUAGGUAUAACGGCUCUGAGGCUCUGUCCCGCAAGGUCAAUCGUGUUUUGGAGCUACUUGAUCUCCCUGGCGCAGAGGACGGGUCGCAAUUGUCACCAGCGCGACCCCAGUUCAUUGCAGCUUAUGUUCCGGACGUUGACCGAGAUGGUCACAACUACGGGCCUAACAGCACUGAAGUUAGAACCACUAUAUCUCAGGCUGAUGCGGUGGUGGGGGGUAUCGUUGCAGGUCUCAGGAGCCGCAAUCUCACAGACGUGGUCAACGUCGUCGUUGUCUCGGAUCACGGCAUGGCCACGACUUCCAACGAACGCCUCGUUCAGCUUGAGGAUAUCAUUGAUCUUGAUCUUGUGGCUCACCUAGACGGGUGGCCAUCCCGCGGCAUUCGCCCUAAGCGCCCAGAAGAUCUAGCGACCCUGCAAUCUCAGCUAGAGAAAGUGGCACCCGGUUACGCGCAUGCCUUUGAGUACUACACCAAGGAGACUAUGCCUGCACGCUACCACUUCACGAAUAAUGACCGCAUUGCUCCGCUGUGGAUAAUCCCAAAAACUGGGUGGGCGAUUGUGGAACGCCCCGAGUUUGAUGCGGCUGAGGCUCUGAAGACUGGGGAAAUAUAUCACCCAAAGGGCAUUCAUGGUUAUGAUCACCAACACCCGCUUAUGCGCGCCAUUUUUGUUGCGCGUGGUCCGGCUUUUCCCCACACUCCAAACAGCCGCCUUGAUGCAUUCCAAAAUAUUGAAGUGUAUAACAUUGUCUGUGAUUCUCUGGGCAUUGAGCCCCUUCCGAACAACGGCACCCUCCGUCUUCCUCUUCACCCAAUCGGGCUUCAUUCGGAUGAGAAUGCACCCCCUGUGGAACGCCCAUCUGAUCCACCCGAAGCAGCUUCGCCGACGGUCAUUCUACCAGAGCCUACGAGUCCCAAAUUGGAUGCCCCAAUUGAGGCACCGCCUGCAACGGGAACCAGCAGCCACGAUGAGAACAAAGGUUCGUGGUGGGGUUCGUUAGUGGGCAAACUGGAAGAGUGGAAAGAGUGGGCAGGGGAAUUGAUCUCGGCUGAGAAAGACAACCACCCGCAACGCGCGUAA
Molecule: messenger RNA, 2070 nt
Organism: Penicillium verhagenii
Lineage: Eukaryota; Fungi; Ascomycota; Eurotiomycetes; Eurotiales; Aspergillaceae
Product: nucleotide pyrophosphatase/phosphodiesterase family protein
Exons: 3
Coding region: 1-2070 (689 amino acids)
Biological process (GO): nucleoside triphosphate metabolic process
Molecular function (GO): nucleoside triphosphate diphosphatase activity; ribonucleoside triphosphate phosphatase activity
Source: RefSeq, a predicted model, not a curated record